CUUGUCACUUCAACUUCACUCUCAACCGCGAUGUCGGAAUACUGGGUGUCGCAUAAACGUUACCACUGCAAAUACUGCAACAUUUAUAUAGCAGACGAUGUCCCAUCUAGGCAGCACCACGAGAAUGGAAUGCGCCAUAAAGGCAAUGUCGAACGCUUUGUGCGCGGGCUCUACAAGGCCGGCGAGAAAGCCGUGAAGGAUAGGGACGAGGAGAAGCGUGAGAUGGAAAGGAUUAGCAAAGCUGCAGCCGCGGCAUAUGCCCAAGACGUAGGUGCUGGACUUGGGGGAGUCGGAUCAUCUUCACGUGAUGCUCCCGCUGCAGCACCUGCGCCGAAGAAGCCUCCAACGAAACCAAGCAAUCCGUAUGCUAACUACUCAACAGCUGCAUCGUUGGGAUAUGCUGAUCCUGAUGCGGAGCGAGCUAAGGCAGAAGCAGAUAUAAGGCAAACGAUGGGUGUCGCAGGAGAGUGGCAGUUCGUUCAGAAUUAUACAUCGGCGUCUUCUGCACCGGUACGGAGUGAGGUUCCAAGCGUGUCAGAAGAUGCAAACGGAGAGACGGCAGGGUCUUCUGAGGGUGACAGGAAACGUGAAGCACCGGUGGACGAUAUCGAGGACGAGCGUGUUUUCAAGCUGAGGAAGAAGACGGUCGACAUUGGAUUGGGAGAAUUAUACGACCCGGGACUCAUACCUAUCAAGUUGAAAGUGAAGAAAGAGGAGUCGACGGAACCGCAACCUGCUUCAUCGAAGACUGCUGUUGACGAUACGAAAGCGGACGCUCAGGACGCGCUACCUGCCGAUGCGAAGGUGAAGAUAGCAUGGAAACGCGCAGCGUUUCAACCGGCAGCUGACGAACCUGCCUCUGACGACGUGAAGGCACACUCUAGUGGAGAAGGUGUUCCAGAGGUGAAACUCGAGGAGUUUGGAGCUGCUAAAGAAGAGGUCCUUCCUGCCAAAAUCGAAUCAGAGCCUCAAAUACCACCAGAACCUGUAAAAAAGGAGGAAGUGGUUUCCCCUUCUCUAGAGGUUCCUGCGCCCACAAGCCUCUUUCGCAAACGCAAGCUACCCACGAGACGUUAGUUGUUGAUUUUAGAGGACUAGUCCGUGUCGGAUUUCGUCUUCAAGGUCUGUAAUGUAGUUUCACUUUGUAUGUAUUUUAACUCUUUAUAAAUAUAGAAAGGAAACCGACACC
Molecule: messenger RNA, 1189 nt
Organism: Suillus subalutaceus
Lineage: Eukaryota; Fungi; Basidiomycota; Agaricomycetes; Boletales; Suillaceae
Exons: 2
Coding region: 31-1077 (348 amino acids)
Biological process (GO): mRNA splicing, via spliceosome
Cellular component (GO): precatalytic spliceosome; nucleus
Molecular function (GO): zinc ion binding; RNA binding
Source: RefSeq, a predicted model, not a curated record